Messenger RNA from Cynocephalus volans (Philippine flying lemur), 1913 nucleotides. RefSeq names its product transmembrane protein 69 (gene TMEM69). The coding region runs from base 172 to 924 and encodes 250 amino acids. The record is from RefSeq and is a predicted model, not a curated record. The transcript has 3 exons. Lineage: Eukaryota; Metazoa; Chordata; Mammalia; Dermoptera; Cynocephalidae.
GGAAGUGCCUUUCUGCUAGUCCCUGGGUGUUCUUGCGGCUUAUUUUUCCAUCUCCCCGCGCGACGCUGGCAACAACAUGCUUCUGAUUUCAGCCCCUCCUCUUAGCUGUAAAGAUACGUUAAUCCGAACUGCCUGAUAUCUUCCUGAACAAAACUUUCAAUAGGGCCCAGUAUGCUUCACUCCAUCCAGAAGUUUUCUCAAGCAUCUUCAAAGAUGCUAAAGUACCCUUUCACAGUGGGACUGGGAGCCAGCAGGAGAAUAAAUACACUUUCUCGCAAGAUCUCUCUCGAACAGAACAUUUGCUCUUUGUUUCCAAAGCCUUGGCUUUUCUUGUCAUUUCCAGUGUAUACAAGCAAGACACAGUGCUAUCAUACAUCCCCAUGCAGCUUUAAGAAGAAGCAGAAGCAAGCAGUACUUCCAGCCAGGUCACCAAGCACCAUCACUUACCUGCCUGACAGCCCAAAGCCAGCAUUAUAUGUAACUCUAGCAGGACUAAUCCCCUUUGUUGCUCCACCACUGGUUAUGGUGAUGACAAAGACUUAUAUCCCAGUAUUAGCCUUUACUCAGAUGGCUUAUGGAGCCAGUUUCCUAUCCUUCUUGGGAGGGGUCAGAUGGGGUUUUGCUCUGCCAGAAAGUAGUCCAGCCAAACCAGACUUCCUUAAUUUAGCUAAUAGUAUGGCUCCUGUUGUGUUCUCGUGGUUUGCCUUUCUUAUUUCUGAAAGACUCAGUGAAGCCAUAGUCACAGUAGUAAUAGGUUUGGGGAUAACAUUACACAUUGAAGUUUUCCUCUUGCCACAUUAUCCCAACUGGUUCAAAGCCCUGAGGAUAGUAGUCACAUUAGUGGCCUUUUUUUCAUUUAUAAGCACUUUAGUAAUUAAAGAUAUUUAUCCAGAGAAAGGACUCAAGCCUGGUCAAGUAGAAUAAAUGUAAAACUACAUUGUAGAUAAUAUUAGCAUGUUGGCUACAAACCUUGUAAGGUUGCAUUUUGUCAUCACCCUUUUCUACUUCUCCUGUUUGUUUGGCUCUUUCCCCCCCCCUCCAAUGGCAAUUUAUUCUUUUACUUAUUUACUUACUUAAAUUUUUUUUUUUUUUGGUGGCUGACCAGUACGGAGAUCUGAACCUGUGACAGUGUUACCAACACCAUGCUCUCCGAAGUGUAUCCUUCACAGGUUGUUUUUCAUUUUUAGAAAUUAUCAUUCCAUACUAAUUACUUGAGCAAGAGCUUAAAAAAAUCUGACAUUAUUUUCAUGUCAUAUUAGUUAUUGAGUCUCUUUGAUUUCAAUGUUUUAAUUGUCUUGAAAAAUGUCAAAAAAAGAUGAAAAAAUCCCCUUUGUUAGAACCUUAUGAUCAUUAAAAAGAGCAUACCCUUCUACUGCAAGAGGAAAACCUUGUAUCCAUGAUUGUCUGAAAAUAAAAGGUGGUUCCAGUGUGGAGUUUUCACAGCAGUUGUCCCUGGGAAUUCCAUGUCCAAGCUUUAUUCUGCCUGGUAUAACCUAGUUAUAUAAGCUGAGAGGGUCUGUAGCUCUAAAGUCAGUAGGAAGCAGUGUCAGAAGGGAAAGCAAUGUUCAAAAAGAGCUAGACACAUUUUCCAAUAUUUGUCGGGAUAUUUGGUAUGGUAUAGUUGCAACUUAUCUCCUUAUCACCAAACAUGUAACACUAGCUGGUCAAAAAUAGUUUAAAAAAUAAUAAUAAUAAAACCAUUAGUAUAUAUAAAUUAGAAAAGAAAUGUCAAGCUGGAGUUAUCUUGAUAUUCUAAUGAGCAGGCCUAUCUAGUCUACAUCUUUAACUCACAGAGAAAUUUUUUUAAAACAGCAAAAGCAAUACCUUGUAUUUCAACUUGAAAACAUAGUCUCUUGAAAUUCCUAAUCUCACAAAAAGGAAGAACAUUUUAAAUGGAAUAUAAAUCAGAGGAA